Phaeodactylum tricornutum CCAP 1055/1 is the source of this 4698-nucleotide messenger RNA. RefSeq lists its product with no specific name. Gene Ontology annotation, molecular function: ATP binding; DNA binding; hydrolase activity. The transcript is spliced from 5 exons. Gene Ontology annotation, biological process: DNA repair. Bases 1 to 4698 code for a protein of 1565 amino acids. Lineage: Eukaryota; Bacillariophyta; Bacillariophyceae; Surirellales; Neidiaceae. The record is from RefSeq and is a predicted model, not a curated record.
AUGUCUGAGCGAGGUCGUACGUCCGUCGUAGGAGCCGAUCACUGCGCCAAAAAAUUCCUUCCGACCCCCCUAGACUUUGUCGGUGUUGCGGACCGGGACCGUAAAAGGCAACUUCCCUCACUGGAAGUUCUCGAUAGACUCUGCGAGGGCACAAGCGCGCGUUCGUUGGCUGGAUGGACCUGGUGUUUGCCUCUUUCACCAGAGAACACUAGAGUCCCUAUAGAAGGGAAGAGCUUUACCAAUAGAUCGAACCACGUACAUCCCGAAGUCAUUAUGAGCGCGGCGGCAGCCGGCAGUGGCUGGAAAUGUUCUCGUUGUACGUUCUACCACCAUGCUCCUGGAUCACGUUGCGCCAUGUGCAACGAGCUACGAGUCUCGCGACAGCAGAUGCGCGACUUCGUCAUCGGCAAGCCUAUUCCCAAUGACGAUGCACAACAAACCAUACUUUCUACAUUGCGGCCCAAGAGCGCCUCUUCACGGGCCAUUGCGAAUCCGUACGCAAAACCGUUGGCUGUCUCACAGCAGCAACAAUCCGAAUCGGUCGACAAGACGCCGUCAUCACCAAUUCAACCACACAUCCCUUCCGAGUCCCUGCCACUGCCGCAAUAUACCGUCACGAAUCAAACAACCAGUUCCACUAGCAGUACCGCAGGUAUUGGGAAUAAACUCCACCGAUCAGCAACCAGUGAUGGAGAUUCUAAUCCAUCCGAUACGGGACGCGGAAAGAACCCCUUCGUGGCCCUCAAACCUCGCCCUGUUUUGGAGUACAAACCUGGUCCGGUCCCGAUAGACGAGAGCACGGCUCAUGAAUGGGUCUAUCCGACAGCCGAAACUUUCCCCAAACGUCAGUACCAAUUAGAAAUUACGAAAACGGCUCUCUUUCAUAACACUUUGGUAUCCUUGCCAACCGGCCUAGGCAAAACUUUGAUUGCUGCCGCGGUACUCUACAACUACUAUCGAUGGUUUCCAACCGGCAAAGUCAUUUUCCUCGCUCCCACUUUACCUUUGGUCAAUCAGCAAGUCAAGGCUUGCUACGAUAUUAUGGGUAUUCCUCCAUCAGACACGGCGGUGCUCACAGGAAAAGUGCAUGCCGCUCGUCGGGAAAUCGUAUGGCGUGACCGCCGCGUCUUUUUUUGCACGCCUCAGACCGUCCAAAAGGACUUGGACGCGAACCGCUGCGACUCCUCCAAAGUCGUCUGUGUAGUGCUAGACGAAGCUCACAAGUCCACGGGAGAUUAUGCUUACGUCAAAGUCGUGGAACGCCUCGAGGAGGCUGGUGCACAUUUUAGGGUUCUGGGAUUGAGUGCGACGCCCGGUACCAAUAUAAAAGCAAUUCAGAGUGUGGUAGAUGUACUGCGCAUCAACAAGAUUGAGGCCCGUCGGGAUUCGGAUCCAUCGGUAGCCCGAUAUAUACACGAAAAGCAGUCGGAGAUUGUUGUUGUGAAGCAGGCGUCUGCAUCACGAACCAUUGAACGGGCCCUCAACGAUGUUGUCGGACCAUUGUUGGAGCGAUUACGGAGCGCAGGGGCAUUGGGGCGUCUCACGGGAAACGCUACAAUAACCGCGUAUAAUUUAAUACGUGCCCGGGAAGAGUUUUGCAAACGUCGGAACGACGACGGCUUGAUUGGUUUCUUUCUCGCUGCGCAACAAUUUGUACAAAUACGAUCGGAUUUACACAAACACGGAGUUGGUUUGGUGAGGUCAAAGCUUAGUCGUCUACGGACCGAACGUCAACGGGGUAUGGUGGCUUCAAUUGUCAAGGGGAAAGAAUUUCAAGCUUUGUGGGAGGAAGUUGCCAAAUCGACGUGCGACCCAAAUUCCAAUCACAAUAACGUGCAGGACAAAUUAGUGAACAAUCCAAAACUAACGCAGCUCAGAGAGAUUCUUGUCGAGCACUUUGAAAGAGCUCGGGCUUGCUCGACGUCUUCGCGGGCUAUCGUCUUUUCGCAAUUUCGAGACUCUGUGUCGGAAAUUGUGGAUAUACUUUCCGCUUCCAGACCGUUAAUUCGGCCUCGACAUUUUGUGGGUCAAGGGAAGGGUACCAAAGGCGAGGGAGGAAUACAGCUAAAAGGGAUGAGACAAGUUGAACAGCAACAAGCUAUUCGCGAAUUUCGCGAGGAUACUUUCAAUGUCCUCGUAUGCACUUGCAUCGGCGAAGAGGGUUUGGAUAUUGGAGAGGUUGACCUGAUUGUUAAUUUCGAUACUCUUCGCUCCCCAAUCCGUAUGAUUCAACGUACCGGGCGUACUGGACGGAAGAGAGAUGGUCGCGUGGUUUGCUUAGUGGCUGAAGGGCCCGAGGAACGAACGUUGCUGGCGUCUCGCCAGUCCGAGCGAAAUCUAGCGCACGCUCUGAAGAAUCCCAAGUCAUUUCGAGUAGCGCAAACAAUGCCACUUUUUCCAAGCCAACCGAAGUUAAGAGAGCAAAACAUGUUGGUAUCAAAAGAUUUCCACAUUUCUCAGGUUGAAGGUCACGAAGGAACUAGGCGCAAGGUUUUGGGCCCCUUUGAUGCGAGAAAUAGUCAAUCUGCUCAAGAGAAAAUUCGCUGGAGGCUUGUGACAAAAGAGGAAAACGAACGCGAAUCGGCUUUAGGGAGAAUACUUGUUUCCAAGGGUUGCUCAGAGGUUUGGAGAACGUCGCUACGGCGCCGUUUUCUGUUGGCAAGGAGUCUUUCCAAUAUCUCUGACACUCGACGACUCAAUUACACAACUGGAAGAACCGUCAGAAUUCUUGCAGAUCUUCGGUAUUCCCACGGUGUAAAUGUUUCACACAAUUAUAGCAAGACACACUCUAGGGGUCAUGGCUGGACUUUAGAGCAUCUCUUCCCUCUCAAGUUUGACUCAUUGAUCGGCAAAGGAUUGCAUGGGGAAAUUCUGCCGGUAAUCAAUCAGUCGCUUCCGAAGAACCUCCUAGUUGAGCUUGAUGUGCUAAAUAAAGGGAGCAUGGAGACUAUUUUCCGGAAUGACCACGGAUGUGUGGGGAGGAACUCUAUCCUCGGACAGAAAGGCUUUGUCAGAAACAAGAAAACACGAGAAACAAAUACGGAGCACUCCGAAGGGGAACAUUAUCUGACCAAGGAGCAAACAGAAGCUUUCGGAAUCGAUGCGCCUCCCCAUGAAGCAAGAAGAAAUUGCAGAAGAAGAAUUCAACAAGAAGAAGCCAAAAAGAGACCGUUGUCUUCAUCAGGAGUCGAUAUACUCGGUCAAGAAUCUAUGAUGAGCAAAUUCGACUUGGCCUCCACUGCCAAUGACAAAGAAAACGAGCCUCAUUACCAAGAUUGCGAUACAGAUGAGUGCGCACAAGAUGAGUUUGUCCUCCCCCCGACGGAAGAUUUGUCAUCGAGUAGCGACGAAGAAGAAUCUAGGCCAGCCUAUGAAUCUGUUAUUCCCAGAACUGCUGUUGCUCACAAUACAGGAUCUUUUGCCGGAGCGAGCUACUUCCCUAUGUCGGAGCAUGAGACAACUACUGUUGAUUCAAACCAGUUCUAUUAUCGUCUGCCGACCCAGAGCGACUCUUCUUCCGAUGAGGAUGACGAAACCGCUAUGGCUUCGAGUAUUCGCGACGCUAGCGUCAUAGAGAGUCCAGAUUCCCAAGCAAAAAUGAAAGCUACUACACGACGUGCCAUUGAAGACACCCCAGAAUCUACGAUAUCGCCUCGUGUAAGCUUGGCAGAACCCUUACAAGGAAAAAAUGAGCUUACCAAUGACGUAGAUGGGUUACUGGAUACACAAGAUGACGUUGUCUCGGGUGUUUCCGAUAUAGUAUGUGCUGUAUGCUUCUCUGGGGAGUCGGUCGACGAUGACCCAAUAGUCUUGUGUGAUGGACGAGGCAAAGGAGAAACAUGUAAUUUAGCUGUGCACGCAACCUGCUAUUCAAUACCCAUCAGUUGCCUCGGUGACGCUGAGUGGUUCUGUGAUCUUUGCCGGUUUCCUACCAACCCGUCACAGCCUGCUCCCUCAUGCUCGCAUUGCCAUCAAGAAGGAGGUUCUCUACGGCGGAUGCCUUCGUUUGAAUGGUCUCACCCGCUUUGCCCUAUGAAUCAAAAUAGCGAAGCGCGUAGAGCAGGGUUCAAAAGGCUCCGAAAGAUCCCAAAACGAAAGUCGCUCCCCCUCGAUUUGUCAUCACAGAUUGAUAUGUAUCAUGCAGAUGACAACACCAACGUACCCAAGCGAAAGCUUCGGCACUAUCGCUGCUUUCUGGACGAAGAAGCUGGGAUUGAUUCAGACGAGGACAUUGACGGAGAUCGUAUGGAGGACGAAGAGCUGGAUGCUAUCGAGGACGAGGAAGCCGCAAUGAGCAGUUUCAUCAACGACUCGUCACAAUUGGGCCAAACGCAGGACGAAUUGGAUCUAGCUGACCCACCUGCACCAGAGGAUUGCGUGCAUCGCCAGCUCGACCUUGAUCGUGAGCGCAAAACCGUCUUCUCAACUCCACUUCUUAAUCGCCGAAUGAAACGUCGAAAAGGACGCGAUAGUUGGACACCAACACCAGCGUCGGCCCCAGACUCAGAGAAAGGACUGGGGAACAUGCAUUUCAUAAGAAGUGUGAUCGAACACCAUCGUCGAGGCGGUGACUCGGAAGCUAUCGAGCAACUGUACCGAAUGGAAGAAGACCAGAGUGUUGAUGAAAGUGGUGCUCUUGACUGCGAACAGACACUACGUCCUCGGAUAGUUCACUACUGUAACAGUGACUCAGACUAG